Molecule: messenger RNA, 945 nt
Organism: Pelobates fuscus (common spadefoot toad)
Lineage: Eukaryota; Metazoa; Chordata; Amphibia; Anura; Pelobatidae
Product: protein SPMIP1-like
Exons: 2
Coding region: 100-642 (180 amino acids)
Source: RefSeq, a predicted model, not a curated record
ACUGAGCUCUAAACAGGAGCUAGCUCCUUCUCACAUUACAUAAGCCUGCAGGACUACUGUUGGAUCUCUUCCAUUACCUUUCCUUACUAAGUGAUCAACAUGAGAGAUCUGCUUACUACUAGGAAUCAAAAUUGCUGGAAAGAGCUAAUUGAGAAGGAAACCAUCUCACGUAUGACGUGGAAACUAAAAUAUGACAAAGAGCACCCUCCGAAUGAAUUUGCCAUCGUUAGGAAGAGAAGAGAGAUGCCCAUUCCAAAUGCUGGGACACCACUUCCUCCUCUGGUCAAUGUUCCAAAACAUUCCUUAGUAACAAUGUCCCAGGAGAUGGACCAUGAGCAGGCUGACCUACAGGACUUGAGUGAGAUGAGACCAGUCACCCCUCAGACUCACCAUUUACUCUAUGAUGGCUUCUCUAAGGAGGGCAAAGGCAGGUCAAUGUACCUUAAAAGGAGAAAGGAGUUUGCUCCAGAGUUAAAAUAUCCGCAUCCAGUAUUAUCAUCUUGGGAUUACGGCUGGAGACUAGAUGAUGUUGUAAAGGAAUUUAGGAUUCCAAUCCAUGGGAGAUCCAAGAUGGUGAGAGACACGUUCUACAGCCGAAAUGGAAUUCUUCAAGAACCAUCUUACACUGACAGGAUGCUCUGAUAGUUUCUUCGUAUAAGUAGACAUGUAAUUUCUUUCUACUGCAGAGUUUGAUAAUUAUCCUUCCAUUAAAAGAAUCAACUGGAUGGGUGACUGGCUGAGCAUUGUGGGGGAGAGAUUCCAUAACUGUCAAACCUCCAAAUAUUAACACUACUCUAUACUGUGCUUUAAAAUAUAUCUUUGUUACUGACUUGAUGCCAGAACAGAAUGCUGAACUAAGGUAAACAAAGUUUAGCAGCGAAAAGGCCUUGUCUUAAAUCUUUUCUGUGUACAAAGCCUAUAAUUAAAUGACUUUGUAAAUACUAA